AAGACCCAACACCUUUUUAUCCGAGGGAGGGAGGGAUGGAUGGAGAGAAUGAGGAGAGAGAGAAAGACGGGGGUUGUCUAUGGUGAGGUGUAACGUCGCUCGCGCCCAGUGCCAUCGUUUACAUGUGUGAGAAGGGAGAGGGGAGGGGGUUGCUUGCUGGCAACUGGGUUUUCACGGCGAUACGACUUUUAACCGCGAGAUGCCCGGAUGGGGUAAAUGGGAAUUAUGUAUUUUUUGCUUUCGACGAUGACAAGGCUGCUUCUCUCAUCUGUCUGAAGACCACCCUGGGGUGUCCGAGGCCCUCCACUACACCUGCCCUCCCUCUUGCCCCUUCCUUAAACUCUUAGACACCCCCAUGGCCUCCUCCUUACUCGCCCUACCACUCUAGACCCUGCCUUUGGAAACCUAACUGCACCCCACCCAAAGACACACACCGCACCCCAAGGUACCUCACAAUUACCUGGGCCCUGUCACUCAGCCAGACUCACUGAGACAACCAAUCAGUUGCUAUCACCACAAGCAGAGAGCCAAUCAGACACAGCAGAGCUAUUCCUAUUGUAGCAAUACAUCCAAAGGAGCUAAUUCGGUGAAGCCAGGAAGUAGAGAUGAGGAAGUAGCAAGGUACAGAGUGACAAGCCAUUAACCAACCAAACACAGGCUUGUUAGUGAUGACUGUGACAUCUUAUUCAUAGAGAGGUGAGGUACAGAGGAGAGAGAAGGGUAACAGAGUGCCACCAUUCUGCUUGCCUGUCUACCAACCUCUCUCACAUAGUAACAGGAGAAAAGGACAAGGACACAAACAAAAGAGAGAGACCAAGGGCCAAAGCUAGGCAGAGAGAAAUAGAGAGAGAGACAAAAGAGAAUAGAGUGCCCUUCACACCUUACCUCAUACACUCUCCACCGACACCCACCAACUUUCAGCUAACACCCCACACACUCUCCGGCCUCAAGAUGAUGUGCGAGGUGAUGCCCACCAUCUCUGAGGAUGGGCGUGGCGGGAGUGGGGGAGGGCCUUCCUCUCCGGGAGGGAGUGGCGGGGGAAUGGGAGGCGGUAUGGGGGGAAUGGGGGGUGGGUACGGGGGCAGAGGGGAGCCCCGGGGCGGAGGUGACGAGGGGGGCAGCACAGGGAAUCUGGAGUCUCUGAUGGUGAACAUGCUGACGGAGAGGGAGAGGCUGCUGGACAGCCUGAGGGAGACCCAGGACAGUCUGGGGACAGCCCAGCUUCGACUCCGAGACCUGGGCCAUGAGAAGGACUCCCUCUCGAGACAGCUGUCCAUCGCCCUACCACAGGAGUUUGCAGUGCUGACCAAAGAGCUGAAUGUCUGCCGGGAGCAGCUGCUGGAGAGAGAGGAGGAGAUAGCAGAACUCAAAGCAGAGAGGAACAACACACGGCUGCUGCUGGAGCAUCUGGAGUGCCUGGUGUCUCGUCAUGAGCGCAGUCUGAGGAUGACAGUGGUGAAGAGGCAGGCCCAGUCUCCUGCCGGGGUCUCCAGCGAGGUGGAGGUCCUCAAGGCCCUCAAGUCCCUGUUCGAACACCACAAAGCCCUGGACGAGAAGGUGCGAGAGAGGUUACGUGUGGCUCUGGAGCGAGUGACUGUUUUAGAGGAAGAGCUGGAGUCCUCCUCAAAUGAGUGCCAUUCUCUACGAGACCAAAUCAAAAGACGGCAACAAGGCUUAGAAAAUGGGAAAGAGCGGCUGCCCAAUGGACCCUCCUCCAUCCUGGAGGAUGGAGAGAUUGACAGAGAGAGACAGAGAGAAACAGAGAUAGAGCGGCAGAGAGCAGAGCUGGCCCAGCUGAAAGAAAGACUGGCCCUCAUGUGCAGACAGGUUGGGGAGAUCGAGGAACAGCUGACUGCAGCUAGGAGGGAGGUGACCAAGUCAGAGGAAGCCAAUCAGAAACUGCAGAGGGAUGUGAAGGAGGCUCUUUGUCAGAGAGAGGACAUGGAGGAGAGAAUAACUACUUUAGAACGCAGGUACCUGAGUGCCCAGAGGGAGGCGACGUCUCUCCAUGACAUUAAAGACAGGCUGGAGAAUGACCUGGCCAGUAAAGACUCCCUCUACAGGCAGAGUGAGGAGAAGAACAGGCAGCUCCAGGAGCGUCUAGACGAUGCCAAGCAGAAGCUGCAGCAGACCCUGCAGAGGGCCGAGACGCUGCCUGAGAUAGAGGCCCAGCUCGCCCAGAGAGUGGCUGCACUCAACAAGGCUGAGGAGCGUCAUGGUAACUUUGAGGAGCGACUGCGACAGAUGGAGGCGCAACUAGAGGAGAAGAAUCAGGAGUUACAGAGGGCGAGGCAGAGGGAGAGGAUGAAUGAUGAACACAACAAGCGUCUGUCUGACACGGUGGACAAGCUGUUGUCUGAGUCUAACGAAAGGCUUCAGCUCCAUCUCAAGGAGAGGAUGGCUGCCCUGGAGGACAAGAAUGCUCUCUCUGAGGAACUUUCUAACAUGAAGAAGAUCCAGGACGACCUUCUAGCAAACAAGGACCAGCUGAUAGCCGAGCUGGAGAGGAUUCAGCUGGAGUUGGACCAGCUCAGACUGAGACCCGGCGGGUCCUGCUAUUCCAGGUCUCUCCCAGGCAGUGCUCUGGAGCUGAGGUAUUCCCACGGGGGAGGCUCCCUCCCCACGGGCUCCACCGCUCACCUGGAUCACUACGGUAACGCCAACACCGUGGCCGUGGUCAGGCGGACUCACCGCGGGCGCUGGAGCACAGCCCGGGAGGACACCAGCAAGUACGGGGACUGGGACAGUGGGUCAGCGCUGCUGAGGACCGGGUUUGAGGGGGGUGUGGACCACGGUUGCUCUGACGAUGAGGACGACAGAGAGACACUGUUUGGCUCGGAGCUGCUGUCUCCCAGCGGACAGACUGACGUCCAGACACUGGCCAUCAUGCUGCAGGAACAACUAGAGGCAAUCAACAAGGAGAUCAAGCUGAUCCAGGAAGAGAAGGAGAGUACAGAGUUGCGGGCGGAGGAGAUCGAGAGCAGGGUUAGCAGUGUGGCUCUGGACGGUUCCCCCAUCCCACCCUCCUCCCUGGGGAGGGACAGUAUGGGACACGGCUUCAUCCCUCAAUCCCUCACCUCCUCCACCCUGGCCUCCCCUUCUCCUCCCAGUUCUGGGGUCUCCACCCCUCGCCUGCCCCACUCCCCUCACCGCGAGACAGAUAGACAGAAUAACAAAGAGGAUGAUAGGUCCCUUGCCCUUCUUGACUCCACCCCUCCACCCACCCCCCGAGCGCUGCGACUAGACAGGAUGACCCUCACCCACCCAGGGGCCAUGAUGGAUGACCCCAGGGAAUUCCGCAGUCUGUCAGCAGACGGCAGCAGUUCCAACAGCAGUCAGGACUCUCUCCACAAAGCCAGUAAAAAGAAAAGCAUCAAGUCUUCCAUCGGCCGCCUUUUUGGGAAGAAGGAAAAGGGAAGGAUGGGCCCGGCUGGGCGAGAGUCUGCCUCUCUGGCCUCUACGCCUUCUGAGGACCUCAGUACUGGGGAUUCUAUGGGACUGACCAAGGGGAGCAUGACAGGAACUGUUGACAACCGCCGCAGCAAAAAGAAACAUGAGCUGCUGGAGGAGGCGUGUCGUCAGGGUCUUCCCUUUGCAUCCUGGGAUGGACCCACUGUGGUCUCCUGGCUAGAGCUGUGGGUGGGAAUGCCAGCGUGGUACGUGGCAGCCUGUCGUGCCAACGUGAAGAGUGGUGCCAUCAUGGCCAACCUGUCGGACACAGAGAUCCAGAGGGAGAUUGGCAUCAGUAACCCCCUGCACCGCCUCAAACUGAGACUGGCCAUCCAGGAGAUGGUGUCCCUCACCAGCCCAUCUGCCCCGGCCAGCAAUCGCUCUUCGACCAGUAACGUGUGGAUGACCCAUGCUGAGAUGGAGUCGUUAAACGCAGCCACCAAACCGGAGCUGAAAGAGAUUAGCUGGGAUCAGAUCCUGGCCUAUGGGGAUAUGAACCAUGAGUGGGUGGGUAAUGACUGGCUGCCCAGCCUGGGUCUGCCCCAGUACCGCUCCUACUUCAUGGAGUCCCUGGUGGACGCCCGCAUGCUGGACCACCUGACCAAGAAGGAGCUGAGGGGACAGCUCAAAAUGGUGGACAGCUUCCAUAGGGUUAGUUUGCAUUAUGGCAUAAUGUGCCUGAAGCGCUUGAACUACGACCGCAAAGAGCUAGAGAGGAGGAGAGAAGACAGCCAACACCAGAACAAAGAUGUGAUGGUGUGGUCCAACGAGCGUGUGAUGUGCUGGGUGCAGAACAUCGGGCUGAAGGAGUACGCUGACAACCUGACAGAGAGCGGGGUCCAUGGGGCCCUCCUGGCUCUGGACGACACCUUCGACUACACCGACUUGGCCCUGCUGCUGCAGAUACCCAAUCAGAACACACAGGCCAGACAACUCCUAGAGAAGGAAUACAACUCCCUCAUCUCUAUGGGAACAGAGAGAAGACCAGAUGAGGAUGGGACUAAGACUUUCACCCGCUCCCCUUCCUGGAGGAAGAUGUUCAGGGAGAAGGACCUUAGGGGGGUGACCUCGGACUCAUCGGAGAACCUGCCUGCUAACUUCCGUGCCUCCGCCAUCUCCACGCCCUCCGUGACCCUGAGAAAGGUUCAGAGUGACGUGAACUCUGGGCCUCGCGGUGAGGCAGCCUCAGUCAGGACAUACUCUUGCUGAAAGACACGGAGGGCCAUGGUGACUGGAUUACGACUGGACUGCCCUCCUCUCAUUCAUUCACAGGAGGGGAAAGCAGCAGAAAAGCAAUGAAUAUAUACAUUUAUUAAAUAUAAAUCUAUUGGUCUGACCAUUCUGCAAUAACAGAGAUAAAGAAGAAAUGACGAAGAUGGAGAAACAACAAAGGGAAAAGGACAUGAAGAAUGUAUGAAAUAUUGACAGGAUAUAUACUGUACGUACAUGACUAGAAGAGUAGGAUGAGGCAGGACGACUGUUUUAUCUCUCUCUUUGUUCCGUCUCAAUAUGUGAUUGUUCGAUGUGGAGUUGUGUGCUGAGGAGGAGGAGACUGGUGUCCAGUGUCACCCAUUCUGGCUCUCUAUCUGUUAGCUUCUAUGGUGCUGUCAGGGGUUCUCCUAAGUUGGUUAGAGUGCUGCAGUAAAACCAUGUCCCCAUUCAGGCCGCCAUCUUGGCUCCAGCCACAUCAGAGGGGCAGCAAGCCGCUCCUCUACUCAUGGUUUAUCCAUUGGCACCUUGAAAGCUGAGAGGCUCUAGGCUCUAGAGUAAUCUCUUUUGAAUGGAAUCUAUUGUGGAGAUCAAAGGCCGGGCCACAGCAGCAAGGAUACGAUGGGAUGGGGGGCCACAGCAGCAAGGAUACGAUGGGAUGGGGGGCCACAGCAGCGGGGAUACGAUGGGAUGCGGGGCCACAGUAGCAAGGAUACGAUGGGAUGGGGGGCCACAGCAGCAAGGAUACGAUGGGAUGGGGGGCCACAGCAGCGGGGAUACGAUGGGAUGGGGGGCCACAGCAGCGGGGAUACGAUGGGAUGGGGGGCCACAGCAGCGGGGAUACGAUGGGGGGCCACAGCAGCGGGGAUACGAUGGGAUGGGGGGCCAUAGCAGCAAGGACACGAUGGGAUGGGGGGCCACAGCAGCAAGGACACGAUGGGAUGGGGGGCCAUAGCAGCAAGGACACGAUGGGAUGGGGGGCCACAGCAGCAGGGAUACGAUGGGAUGGGGGGCCACACAGUCAUUGUGUUAAAUGGCUGUGAUGUAAUUUAGUCAUUUGUAGGUAUCCACUAAAGUCAGUUAAAUUAGAGUGGGGGGACAUGUUGUUGAGGCCAGGUUACAUACUGCAGGUCUAGUACAAAGCCCAGGGUAAUGGCUUUCUAGAUGUGGUGGACUUUACAGCUCUCAUCAUCAGCUCAGGUUCAUUGGGUGCCCCUGAAAGACGAGGGGAAAGAUGGAGGUGUGAAGAAGGCGAGAUAAAACAGUCAAAGUGACCAAAAGAAAAGAGGAUGGAGACGAUUCAUUUACUGCACGCAAGCCAUAACAGAAACCAAGAGAGGAAGGAUGAUAAGCAGAUCCAGGAAGAGAGAAGAGACCGUUGGAAGUCAAGAAAAACCUUUAGCUUCUGUGUUACGAUGCAUGUCAAACAACCAAGAUGACAAUGAAGUCAACUUUGGGGGGUGAAGAUGAUACACAUAUAUCUGUAGAAAUCUAACCUAUGAGGAUGAAAGCCUGGGGAACAAUUUGUAAAAUGUGUGUAUUUUUAUUUUUUAUGUUUUUAUGAUAACUAUAUUUAUUUUCGUUAUGUAUGUAUGUAUUGAAUAAUUGUAUGUACAUGUUCAUUUAAUACUUAAUUCUUACUAAUUUAAUUUGACCUCAUUUGAAAAGUAAACAUUAAAAAUGGUCAUUAAAAUAUGCUACUGUAUGUGUACAUUUUGAAAACAAAUUGUGUUAUGAUUGGGGGAAAAAAAUAUGAAUGACGAAGAUGAUAAUACAAAUUGAAAAUAACACCUGCAAAAUAAACAGUAAUGAAGAUGAUGGUGAUAAAAAGACAAAAUAAAGUGGUCUCGUGGUACUACACA
Molecule: messenger RNA, 6521 nt
Organism: Salmo salar (Atlantic salmon)
Lineage: Eukaryota; Metazoa; Chordata; Actinopteri; Salmoniformes; Salmonidae
Product: liprin-alpha-3
Biological process (GO): synapse organization
Cellular component (GO): presynaptic active zone
Molecular function (GO): protein binding
Source: RefSeq, a predicted model, not a curated record